UUAGAAUUUCGUUUUGAUAUAUUCCCUCUAAACGUAUAUAUUCGUCCAGCUAACAGUAAAAUCGCUUUACAUCAAGGACUCGAGAUUCCGGCCGAAGAGCUGCACAAACUUGUUAUGAAAAGCAUUAUGUAUGCAUCAUGUCGAUGCACCAUGGUCUCAUCUUCCUGUUCAGGAGCAUUUGGCAGGUUGUAUACCUUGUUCAGUGAAAAUAUCCAAGGCUUGGGUCUUGCCAUAACAUUGGUCUCAGAAAACCUUCGCAACGACACGAAGUACAUUACAUCGUGGACCUCAUUGGGAUGGACGAAUGACAUGAUAACCUAUGCAAGUCAACGAUUCACUUCCGACGUCAUCCCGGUGGCUCACAAAAAGUAGGGCAAUUUGAUAUACCUCGCUCUCAUAACAGAACGUAUACCCAUAGUAAUCCUAAAGCUCCUCUCUACG
Suillus fuscotomentosus is the source of this 441-nucleotide messenger RNA. RefSeq lists its product as uncharacterized. Lineage: Eukaryota; Fungi; Basidiomycota; Agaricomycetes; Boletales; Suillaceae. The transcript has 4 exons. The coding region runs from base 115 to 372 and encodes 85 amino acids. The record is from RefSeq and is a predicted model, not a curated record.